This is a messenger RNA of Fusarium sp. VM40, 1137 nucleotides long. The record is from the annotation of a GenBank genome assembly. Lineage: Eukaryota; Fungi; Ascomycota; Sordariomycetes; Hypocreales; Nectriaceae.
AUGCCGCCGAGAAAGACAAGCCUCCGGCGGCAGCCCGCGACGCCAAAUCUCAACGUCGCUCAACUCCAAACCCAGGUCCAGGAACAGAAUCAAACUCUCACCGCCGACCCAAACUCGCCGCCGGAGACCCCUACCACGUCGCCGCCAUUCUUGCGCAAGAUUAGUCUCAAACCUCGACGCCAACCUGACUUUCAUGAUUAUUUUCAACCCCUGGAUUCAGAUCCCAACAUCAAACCUGUUGGCGAUGGUCACCAAUUCAGCUAUCGGCCUUCCCUGGGCCCCGAACAGCUGAGCCCUCGCUCGUCUUCCUCAUCCGAUAUGCUUGACGAAGACAGCAGUGAUGAUGAAAGCACCAGCGAAGACGAGGACCAGUCAGCUAGUCCCAGCAUACGCAGCAUGGGAAACGUUACUGGCCCAGCGGUGUCCUCGCCAAUUGAUGAUUCUGAUGUUGACCUUGGCGACGACACCGAUAGUUCUAGUGAUUCAGAUACUGCUUCUGAGUCCGAUUCAGAUUCAGAAUCCGACAGAUCAGGUGCUACUGACGAGGCCGAAACUUCUCACAUCACUGUCACUUCUAUGGCUACAGUUACUUGUAAUUUUACCCUCGAAGAUGUUGACCCUAUGGAUAGCGAUUGCGAUGGACUCGAUGUCCUACAACCUACCGAGAUCGAAUCCAAUCGCAGUCGCUCGAGGUCACGGCACAGGAAAGAACAUAAGACCAUGGUUAAGGAUUUCCGGAAUCUCCAAUGCAGCAACGAGACAUCAGACAACGAGCAAGGCGCUGAUGCGGAAGGCGAAGUCGACGCGGAGAUGCAAUUUCUCAAACGGCGGGAACAAAUCAAGAAACUCCGUCGAAUGAGCAUGGGCAGCAGCUUUGGCAAGCGAACACAUAGCGAACUCAGCGAUUCCGAAGACGACGGCGAAGGACUCGAUGCCAACGAAGUCGGCUCUAGCGCACGUCGCAUGCGGAGAAAGAUGCACCGCACCAGCUUGUUGUUCCAUGACCCGCCCCCUGCGCGGAUCGAGGAACUUGAGGAACCUGACUCGAGUGAGGAGGAUGACCUCAUGGCGCACCAGCACGUUGCCAGAGAAUUGCCUUAUUGGGAUAUCGAAAUUAUGGAGAUGGAUUCAAGCUAG